UCCGACCAUCUAACCUUUCGUCUCUACCUCUUCUCGGUCGGUUUCUCCAGUACUCAUCUCUGCCCCGCCUCUCUUUUCUCACCCACCUCUGCUGUUGCCCCACCUCCCAUCAGCGACAUGUGACUAUUCCCUCGGGGGUUCCCAGGUGGUAAAAGGGCUAACCUCUUGGUCCUGGCCUCUGGCCAGUCGCUCUUUUCUGGCCCUCUUUGCGGCUCUUCGGCCUCUCACCUUUUUACGAGUCCCCGGGGUGGGGGGAGGGGGGCCGCCUCUUGGGGAGUUAGCGCCUCUUCAGCACUUUUCGGUUUGUGGGGGGAAGGAGGGACCUCGGGACCCGCCCGGCACCCUCACCCUCUUCCUUUCCCAGGUAAGACUUGUCGGGGAUUUGAGCUAGUCCCGGCCGGGGUCUGGGAGACCCACCUGGUGGGACCAACGGGGGAGGGCAAGGGAUUGUUGCCCCAGGACUCCUGUAAAGUUUGGCUGAGGAAGCAGAGCCAGGGUCUGUGGUCUGAGGGAAACGGUGGGAACCAAGUGUCCAGAAAGCUGGAGGAAAGAAGGAAGAUUGGGGGAGACAAUAUACCAGGUGGAGAAAAAGUUAGGAAGCAGGACUCGUGAGUGUCUACAGGGUGAAGAGGAGGUAGUCUUGCGUGCUCCUCCAGACCUAGCGUGAUCUCCUGCCUUCCUCCUGGGGAGGAGAGGAAGAUCUGGAUAAAGACCCGUGUGACCAAGAAGGGAACUGUGGCUCUGGAGAAGAGUCUGGAUGACACAGGGGUCCCUCGACCAUACAGUCCCCAGCCUGGGUCCUCUCCAGCCCCUCAACUCCACAGGGACCAAAUUCAGCCACCAAAUGCCAUGCUUCACUUUGGUCAGCAGCUUCUGGGGGAUCAGACCCCAGUUCUCACCCAGAGUCUCAAAGAGGGGAGCCAGCCAGCUCCCUGGGAGCCCGGCUAUGAAAGGACAGGGAUUUCUGGAUCUGGUAACUCAAUCUCCUUCAGAACCAUCUGGCAUCCAUCCUUCUGUGCCUUGUUUGAUGCCCAGGGCCAUGACACCCAAUCCCUAGCUCCACCUGAAGUAGAGGGGAAUAGAGAGAGCCCCCAGAGUGAUGAAGGAGGUGGCCACUUGAGCGGACCCCGAAGGAAACUAGGGAUUCCGACAGGCAGAGGUUUCCCAGCUCUCUGCUCAGAAGAUUUCUUUUUCUCUGACCCUCUGUUGCCUUCCAUUACCCGGAUUCCGAUUGGCCUGUCCCAACCUCCCCAACAGAUUCUGAGAAGAUCUAGGCAGCUUCUUGCCCCACCCCCCAUAAUGUCAGUCUGGACACAGCCAAUCCCAGCACGCAUCUUGACUUGGAGGUGUGAUUCAGAGAUAACAGCUGUUACCUGCCUACUUGAGAUGAGCCAAGGAGAGACCGAGUCUACCCCUACUCCAGAGUCCUCCCUAGCCCCACCCACUCCGUAGCCCACCUAGCCAAAGGUGGAUUAUAUCAUCUCAUCCCCAUCCUAUCCCUCUCUGCAAUACUCCUUGAGCAUUGAUGAAGGCUACCUCUUCCCCUUCAUCUCUCAUUGCUAUGUUACAGUAUUGGGAGUGAAUAACAGGGCUCCCUUUUUCUCUCCCCCCCUUUUGCUGUAUUUCGUGUAUUGCUGUGGGGCUGAAUAAAGUGGGUAAUGUGUGCUCAA
This is a messenger RNA of Vombatus ursinus (common wombat), 1670 nucleotides long. It is a transcript of the gene SAP25, whose product is annotated as Sin3A associated protein 25. The record is from RefSeq and is a predicted model, not a curated record. The transcript has 7 exons. Lineage: Eukaryota; Metazoa; Chordata; Mammalia; Diprotodontia; Vombatidae. The coding region runs from base 850 to 1452 and encodes 200 amino acids. Gene Ontology annotation, cellular component: nucleus; cytoplasm. Gene Ontology annotation, biological process: regulation of DNA-templated transcription.